Molecule: messenger RNA, 1703 nt
Organism: Apis dorsata (giant honeybee)
Lineage: Eukaryota; Metazoa; Arthropoda; Insecta; Hymenoptera; Apidae
Product: tektin-3-like
Exons: 9
Coding region: 150-1685 (511 amino acids)
Biological process (GO): cilium movement involved in cell motility; cilium assembly
Cellular component (GO): microtubule cytoskeleton; nucleus
Source: RefSeq, a predicted model, not a curated record
AUUGUUUCCGGAUUUCAAAUACACCUUCAUUUUAAAUUAAAUCAAUUUAUUCUAUGAAAUUGUUCAUUAAAUUGAGUGAAAUGUAAAAAAUUAUUUCGUAGAAAUAAAAUUUUCGUAAAUAUUAUAAUCUUUUAACUUAAAUUAGAAUCAUGGAUAAUAACAAAAUUGGAUCAAAAGGAGAAACUGUUAUGUAUUCGCAACUACAACCAUGGAGUACUGUAGGAGUACUACCAUGCAUGGAACAAAUUGCUGGCCCACCAAUUCCAAUUAGAGUUGGAGAAUUUUAUAAAACUCCAAAACCGCAUCCAUGGCGUCCUACUUUAGGAUAUGAAAUGAUAGAAGCAUCUCCUUUACCUGCACAACCUAUAACAAAUUUGCUCGCUAAUACUUGUUAUAUGCCAAAAGGAAUGGCUACGGAACCGUUACGAUUUCCAAAUUUGGUAACAGGUUUUGAUAGAAAUCCUGCUCAUGCAGCACGAACUGCACUUUUUACAAGAUAUGGCCCAUAUGAAUGGGUACAAAAUCAGUUAAGGCUUUAUAAUGAAUCGGAUAGCAAUAGAAAUUUUUCCGAAAAUUUACGACAGGAUACCGUUCGAAUAAUGCGAGAAACCGACGAAAAAGUACAAAAAGGUCAAAUUGAAACCGGUCGUAAAUUAGGAGAAAGAAUUACGGAUACUACAUUCUGGAGAAAUGAAAUGGCUUCAGAAUUGGAAAGAUUAAUAAUAGAAAAUGCAAAAAUGCAAGAAUGUCGUCGAAAUUUACAAAUAACAAUACAAAGUUUAGAAGGUCAAUUGCAUAUUGCGCAGGAAUGUUUAUACUAUCGUGAAGCUAGAACAGGUUCUGAUUUGGUACAUGAUCAAGCUGAACAUGCUCUUUUAAAAGAAGUGGAAGUAGUUAGAAAUUGCGAAAAUAAAUUAGAACAUUUUACAGAUAAAUGUAAUAAUCAGCUGACGAAUGGUAGAGCAGUACAAAAUCAAUUAGAAAUUGAUAUAAAAAAUAAAGAAACUGCACUUGGAAUUGAUAUUACAUGUCAUCAAAUGAAUAAUUUUAGUCGUGGAUUAAAAUAUUACGGUGGUAUUGAAAAAUAUGAUCCCAGUGUUACAGAAGCUGAAUCGUGGAUUGAAGCUUCCAAUAAUCUAGUAAAAAAAUCACAAACAGAACGAGAAAAAUCUAAUCAAUUACGAAGUGAUAUAGAAAUUGCAAUAAAUGCAGUUGGACAUGAAAUGUGGGAAGCGUGGGGAAAUACAAAUAAUGCGUUAGCUAGAAGAGCUGCAGAAAUGCUUGAAGCAAAAGAAAAAUUACAAAUACAUUUACAUAAAAUUCAACAAGAAAUAUUUGAGGUUGAAAAGAAUUUGCAAUUAAUACAAAAAGCUAUCACAGAUAAAAGUUCUGCUCUUAAAGUAGCACAUACUCGUUUAGAAAGCAGAACACAUCGACCAGCUGCAGAAUUGUGUAAAGAUUAUGCUCAACUUAGAAUGAUUGAGGAAGUAGAAACGAUAAAUUCGACGAUACAUGAUAUGAAUUUAAAAUUACAAAGAUUCGAAGCACAACAUCAACAACUUUUACGGACUAGAUCUAAUUUAGAAACUGAUUUAAAAUCUAAGGUUGAUGCAUUAUUUAUUGACAGAGAAAAAUGUAUGGGAAUGCGAAGAAGUUACCCGAUUGCAUCAGUUAUAAAGUUUUGAAAUAUAUAUAAGUAUAUA